Messenger RNA from Debaryomyces tyrocola, 186 nucleotides. Lineage: Eukaryota; Fungi; Ascomycota; Pichiomycetes; Serinales; Debaryomycetaceae. The record is from the annotation of a GenBank genome assembly.
AUGGAAAUGAUAGAAAUGGUGGUUAGAGACACAGAAGAGCUGACUGACCGCAAAGUUUUAUCGGUUUAUUUAAGAGGACCACGAAUACGCGGUUUGAAUGAAGACGAAUCAGAUUAUGAUAUAACGGUUCUAACCAACCCAACGAAGAGGGAGCUUUUAACAAAUGUGAAAUUAGCGAAAAGUUGA